Molecule: messenger RNA, 687 nt
Organism: Lachnellula hyalina
Lineage: Eukaryota; Fungi; Ascomycota; Leotiomycetes; Helotiales; Lachnaceae
Gene: 65E11.030
Product: Imidazoleglycerol-phosphate dehydratase
Exons: 2
Coding region: 1-687 (228 amino acids)
Biological process (GO): L-histidine biosynthetic process
Molecular function (GO): imidazoleglycerol-phosphate dehydratase activity
Source: RefSeq, a predicted model, not a curated record
AUGGUCAGCUCAGAACCCAGAAUCCGCUCCGCAGCGCUGGCGCGCGAUACGAAUGAGACGAAAAUCAUACUGGCCAUCAAUUUAGACGGCGGAGAGUUCCCAGCAGACACCGAUAAGAGGCUGUUGAAUGGCGCAGAUGGACAUGCAAGCCAGGCCUCCAAGAGCCAGACUAUUGCGAUAAAUUCUGGCAUUGGGUUUUUGGAUCAUAUGCUGCAUGCGCUAGCUAAACAUGCGGGGUGGAGUUUGGCAUUGGAGUGCAAGGGGGAUUUACACAUCGACGAUCACCACACAGCCGAAGACGUCUGCCUCGCACUUGGCGGAGCCUUCAAAGACGCACUCGGAACUCCUACCGGCCUUGCACGAUUCGGCUCUGCCUACGCUCCCCUAGACGAAGCACUCUCCCGCGCCGUGGUCGACCUGUCGAAUCGACCGUUCAGUGUGAUAGAGCUGGGACUGAAGAGAGAAAAGAUAGGAGAUCUGAGCUGUGAGAUGAUCCCGCAUUGUAUGCAGAGCUUUGCGCAGGCGGCGCGGGUCACGAUGCAUGUUGAUUGUAUACGGGGGGAUAAUGAUCAUCAUCGGGCGGAGAGCGCGUUCAAGGCGUUGGCGGUAGCAAUUAGGAUGGCUACGAGUAGGGUUGCGGGGCGCGAGGGGGAGAUUCCUAGUACGAAGGGGACGUUGAGUACAUGA